Passer montanus (Eurasian tree sparrow) is the source of this 4445-nucleotide messenger RNA. It is a transcript of the gene SUGP2, whose product is annotated as SURP and G-patch domain containing 2. Gene Ontology annotation, molecular function: RNA binding. The transcript is spliced from 10 exons. NCBI's taxonomy places the organism in Eukaryota, Metazoa, Chordata, Aves, Passeriformes, Passeridae. Bases 371 to 4162 code for a protein of 1263 amino acids. Gene Ontology annotation, cellular component: nucleoplasm. The record is from RefSeq and is a predicted model, not a curated record. Gene Ontology annotation, biological process: RNA processing.
CGCAUGAGGGGGCGUGGCCCGCGCCAGGGAGAAGGCGUGGUUAUACCGGUGAGGGGCGUGGCCUAGAGGGAGGCGUGGCCAUCCGCGGUCUCCGUGAGCCCCGGGAGCGGCGGGAGGGGCGUGGCCAUCGACGGGAGGGGCGUGCCUACCGGCGGGGGCGUGGCCAGCGGAGGCCCCGGUGUGGCGGGAGGCGGCGGGGCCGCCCGGGUGAGGCGGGCCGGGCUCGGCUCCGCGCCGGUUCCUCCUCCCGGCGCUGCGCGGGGAAGCGUGAGGGUCCCCUCAGGCCGCGCCUCCCCUCAGGCCGCGGCGGGAGCCCGGGCCCGCGCCAGGCCGUGCCGCGCCGCGCCGCUCCCGGUGCCGUGAGGGGAAGAUGGCCUCUCGGAGGAUCACCCGCGACACGUUCGAGGCCGUGGUGCAGGACAAGGCGCAGCGGUACCGGAGCGGUGCCGCGGGGGACGCCAUCCAUCAUUUCCCAGCUCACUCGCGGCCGCUGCCCCGGCCGCGCUACAACGAGAGCUUCCCCCACGACGGGCGCUUCCCUCACGCCAACUGCCAGCCCCGGGACUGGGGCGAGGAGCCCGGCGAGGAUUACCCUGGCGAGAGCUACCCCGGGGAGGACUAUCCUGGAGAGAAUUACCCUGGGGAGGACUAUCCUGGAGAGAACUACCCCGGCGAGGAUUACCCUGGCGAGAACUACCCCGGCGAGGAUUACCCCGGGGAAAGUUACCCCGGCCCCUCCUACAGGGCCGCCAGCCCCCUGCUCCGCAAGGAGAACUAUUUCCACGGCCAGUUCUCCCGGCCCGCGCCCCGGGAGCGGGAGUUGGGCCGGGAUUACGGCAAGUUUGGCCGUGCAGCUGCCCCCGGCAGGGAGCACGGGCACCCCCCGGGCCGCGAGUACGGGCAGCAGCACCGCGAGUACGGGCAGCAGCAGCGGGACAGGGACUACGGGCAGCAGCAGCAGGGUUACGGCCCCUCCGAUUGCUGGGAAGCCGGCGGGCAGCAGGCAGCGGGGUUCGGCUCCUCGGAGCUCUUGGGGGAUUUCAGGUCUCCCGGGCUGCUGGAGGAGGAGUACGGCCCCGCGGAGGAGCAGGAGUACGGGGCGGCGGACAGCGCGUUCCGGCCGCCGCUGCGCAGGGGGGGCGCGGCCAGGGGGAGAGUGCUGAGGGGAAAACGCCCCACCCGGGGCGUGGGGAAACCCAAGGUGUUCAAAGCAGACACCAAAAGCCCCCUCAGGAAGUGGGGUGUGAAGAAAGCGCAGCCAGGCCUGGAUCCCAAAGCUCUGGAUCCGCCUCUGGAGGUGGCCGAGCACGCCGAGCAGAGGCCGCUGCCCCUCCAGCAGCACCCCAAGCUGCCCCUGCACCCCGCGGCAGCCCAGAGAGCCAUCCUGAGGCUGCCAAAGCCCGCCCACGCCUUCAGGAACCUCAACUUCGACCUGGUGGACAAAUCGGACAUUUUCUCCACCUUCGGCAUCGAGAUCAUCAAGUGGGCUGGCUUCCACGCCAUCAGAAACGACGCCGAGUUCUCGCGGCUCUUCGGGGCCCUCUUCGAGCUGGAGACCGAGACCUGUGCCAAGAUGCUGGCCUCCUUCAAGUGCUCCCUGAGGCCCGAGCACAGAGAUUACUGCUUUUUCACCAUCAAGAGCUUGCAGCACGCCGCCCUGAAAACCCCCAAGGUGGACAACGAGUUCUUGAACAUGCUGCUGGACAAGGGGGCCGUGAAAACCAAGAACUGCUUCUUUGAGAUCAUCAAACCUUUUGACAAAUACAUCAUGCGGCUCCAGGACCGGCUCCUCAAGGGGGUGACCCCGCUGCUGAUGGCCUGCAACGCCUACGAGCUGAGCCUCAAAACCAGCGGCUUCGGCAACCCCAGGGACAUGGCCAACGCCUUCGAGACCACCGUGUCCCUGUGCAGGAAGUCCCUGGCCCUGCUGGGCCAGACCUUUGCCCUGGCCUCUGUGUUCAGGCAGGAGAAAAUCCUGGAGGCCGUGGGGCUGCAGGAGAUGGCCCCAGCGCCCACGUCCUUCCCGAAUUUCGACGACUCCACGCUCUUUGGGAGGGAGUACAUCGAGAACCUGAAGGCUUGGCUGGACAAGAGUGGCUACCCCAUCCAGAUGAAAAGAGCAGAGGCAGCAGCCACGGGGCAGCUCGGAGCAGCCUCCCCCGGCCCCAGAGCCCCCCAGCGAGCUGACAGGAAGGUUCUGGACACAAUUGAGCAGCUGGUGAGCAGCAUCGUGGCAGGAACUUUGUCUGCCAAGGACAGGAGUGCUCAGAAGAACUCUCCUGAAUACUGGUUCCUGUGUGACGAGGAGAGCCUGGAGUACAAAUACUACAGGCUGAGGCUGUCGGAGGUGCAGAGGAGCAGCCUGGCAGGGGAGGCAGCAGCCCCGGAGUCCCUCAGGGCCAUGCUCUAUGCCAGGAGAGUGGCCAGCAUCAAAAGGAGACUUUUCAAGCACAAAAAAAAGCCCGUCCUUGUCCCUGCCCGUGCCAGGAGGGUGAGGAGGGCGAGCACGGGCACCCAGACCCUGCUGUCAGCUGGCACCGUGCUGAAACAGCCAGACAAAAAUCCUCCAGGUGCCAAGGCUGGCCUGGCACAGCCCGGGCUGGCCCAGCCUGGCCUGGCUGCCACCAGCUGUGCCCCUCAAGGUGCCACCAGCUGUGCCCCUCAAGGUGCCACCAGCUGUGCCACUCAAGGUGCCACCUCCUCAGCCCCCCAAGGUGCCAGCUGUGCCCUCCAAGGUGCCACCUCCUCAGCCCCACAAGGUGCCAGCUCUGACCCUCAAGGUGCCACCUCCUCAGCCCCACAAGGUGCCAGCUCUGACCCUCAAGGUGCCAGGUGUGCCACUCAAGGUGCCACCUCCUCAGCCCCAGAAGGUGCCAGCUGUGCCCCCCAGGGUGGCAGCUGCUGCCAGGUGCCCGAGGCAGCAGAGGCAAGAGCAGAUCCCCAGGCUUUGGCCGCGGCUCCCGAGCUCCUCCCAGGCCUGGGCUCGCCCUUUGCUGAGGUGGAUGCCAAAACCAUGGAAACGGCAGAGAAGCUGGCCAGGUUUGUGGCCCAGGUAGGACCAGAGAUUGAGCAGUUCAGCAUUGACAACAGCGCAGAUAACCCCGACCUCUGGUUCCUCCAGGACCAAACCAGCCCUGCCUUCAAAUUCUACCGCAUGAAAGUCUUGGAGCUGUGCCCCUCCAUCACCUUCAGCCCCGAGGCUGCAGAAGCUGCCAGAGCUGCAGGGCCAGCCCUGGACAUGGAGGAGGAAGAGGAGGAGGAAGAGGAGGAGGAAGAAGAAGAGGAAGAAGAAGAAGAAGAAGCUGAGUUUGAACCCUCCCAACCUGAUGAGGAGGAUGAGGAGGAUGAGGAGGACGUGGCAGCAGGUAGAAGGGUGACAAAGCUAGAGGAAGAUGUGGUGUCCAGAGCAGGAGAGGAGGUGUCAGGAGGUGAAGUGCAGCUCUCCAGCCCCCCUGACGGCGCUGUCCCAAAUCUGUCGACACAGGCACCCGGCCCGGGCCCCGGCGCGCGCUUCCCCCGCAAACGGGUCAGCUCCAAGUCCCUGAGGGUGGGCCUGAUCCCGGCCCCCAAACGGAUCUGCCUCAUCCAGGAGCCCAAAGUGCAUGAACCUGUCAGGAUUGCUUAUGACAGACCCCGGGGCUGCCCUGUCACAAAGAAAAAAAAGAAGGCCAGGGCUGUGGAGGCGCCCCAGAAGAGGCUGAGCCCCAGGAACGUGGGCUUCCAGAUGCUGCAGAGGAUGGGCUGGCAGGAGGGGCACGGGCUGGGCACGCGCGGCCGCGGCAUCCGGGAGCCCCUGCACCUGGGUGCAACCUCUGCUGGGGAGGGUUUGGGAGUGGCAGGGGAAGAAAACCAAGAAGAUGCUUUUGACAUUUUCCGCCAGAGGAUGAUCCAGAUGUACCGGCAGAAAAGGGCAAACAACUCCAGGCUCUCUUCCAUGAAGACCCCAGGGCCCCUCCCCUCCCUCCCGUGCUCUCUCUGCUGGAUUUGGUCGGAUUUCCCUGGAAUUCCACCCCAAACUCUGGAUUUUCCACCCCAAACUCUGGAUUUUCCACCCCAAACUCUGGAUUUUCCACCCCAAACUCUGGAUUUUCCACCCCAAACUCUGGAUUUUCCACCCCAAACUCUGGAUUUUCCACCCCAAACUCUGGAUUUUCCAUCCUAAAUUCUGGAUUUCCCUGGAAUUCCACCCCACACUCUGGAUUUUCCAUCCUAAAUUCUGGAUUUCCCUGGAAUUCCAUCCCAAACUCUGAAUUUUCCCUGGAAUACCAUCCCAAACUCUGGAAUUCCAUCCUAAAUUUCAGAUUUUCCCUGGGAUCUACCCCAAACUCCAGAUUUUCCACCCCAAACUCUGAUUUUUCCAUCCAAACAUCUGAUUUUCAACCCCAAACUCUGCAUUUUCCCUGGAAUUCCACCCCAAAACUCUGGAUUUUUCCAUCCAAACAUCU